GUUUUGUCGCUUCCUCCGGUCGAACAGCCCCUUUUCUUCUCGGGUUUGUCCGCUUCUCUGUCCUCACCGCCGGACUCCAAUUCGGUGUUUACCUCGGCAGAAGAAAUGUCGGAUAUAUCCAGCGAACUGUUCGAGAGUGUGCGGGAGGCGGUGGGUCGGAGGGUGAAGCUGAACCUGAGGUGCAAUGUCCAGCUGGAGGUCAAAGGUGACAAGGUGGAGAACAGAGUGCUGGCCUUGGCAUCGCAUCGAGCCUAUCUGAUGACAGCACGGGUCCCUUCCAAGGUUGAACACUCCUUCAGCUACCUGGAUAUCCAGGGAAUCAGCAGCAACAAGCCCACUCAGUUGGUGUUGGAGUAUGAGCGCGGCCCAUGGAGCCUCCGGCUGGGCUCAGUGGAGGAAGUGGACGAGGUGAUCGCUCACAUUGGCAGCUGUCUGCACCGGAUCUGCCCCGCCAGCUCACCUGUAAAGGUGAUGAGGAAGUUGAGUUUAAAGCCUCCAGAGAGGACGGCAGCCCUCCAGGCCAUCUGGGACGAAGAGGGCUCAGCGGAUCUGGGACCGUGCGGCGGGUUUUCUCAUCAGUACUGGUGUGUGAGCGAUUACCUGGGUCUGCCGUACAGAGAGGAGGUCCAAUGGGAUGUGGACACCAUCUAUCUCACUCAGGACACCAGAGAGCUCAACCUGCAGGACUUCAUUCACCUGGAGAACCGGGAUCUAGUGACGAUCAUCGCAGUUCUGGAGUACAACCAGUGGUUCACUAAACUCUCUGCCAAAGACUACAAACUGUCAACAGAUGUGUGCGACCAGAUCCUCAGAGUGGUGGCUCGAUCCAGCCGGCUAGAAGAGCUGGUGCUGGACAACGCUGGACUCAGAAGUGAUUUUGCUCAGAAACUGGCCAGUGCUCUGUCACACAACCCCGCCUCCACGCUACACACACUCAACCUGAGCAACAACUCACUGGAGGACAAAGGUGUUUCUGCUCUAAGUGCUCAACUGGCCAAACUGCCCAUGGGUGUAAAGUUCCUGAACCUCUCCAGGACCUCCAUGUCUCCUAAAGGUGUGAACAGCCUCUGCCAGGCUCUCUGUGCCAACCCAGCCAUCGCCUCCACCCUCAUACACCUCGACCUGUCAGGAAACUCUCUUAGAGGCGACGACCUGCCGAACCUGCACAGCUUCCUGAGUAACUCAAACUGCCUGCAGACUCUGGAUCUGUCCAACAGUGACUGCUCUCUGGAGCAGGUGUGUGUGUCUCUGCUCAGAGGAUCUUUGAAGCAUCUUUCUGUCCUCAACAUGUCAAAGACAGUCUUCUCUCACAGGAAGUGUAAAGAAAUCCCUUCGUCCUUUAAGCAGUUCUUCAGCUGCGCUCAGGCUCUGAGCUCAGUCAGUCUGUCGGGAACCAGACUGCCUCUGGAGGCUCUGAAAGCAUUGUUGUUGGGGCUCGGCUGCAACCCAAACCUCAGUGACGUGUCUCUGGAUCUCAGCUGCUGUGAGCUGCGUUCGGGAGGCUCCCAGAUCCUGGAGGGUUGUGUCGCUGAGAUUCCCAACAUCUCCAGUCUGGACAUUUCCGACAACGGUCUGGACAUGGAUCUGACCACCCUGCUGGUCUGGCUGGCCAAGAACCGCUCCAUCAGACACCUUUCACUGGGCAAAAACUUCAACAACAUCAAGUCCAAAAAUGUGGCUCAUGUCCUGGACAACCUGGUUCACAUGAUUCAAGAGGAGGAAUCACCGCUGACCUCGCUGUCCCUGGCUGAUUCCAAGCUGAAGGCCGACCUCUCCAUCGUCCUCAACGCUCUGGGCAGCAACACCUCUCUGACCAAACUGGACAUCAGUGGAAAUGCCAUGGGAGACAUGGGGGCCAAGAUGCUGGCCAAAGCCCUGCAGAUCAACACCAAACUCAGGACAAUAGUGUGGGACAGAAACAACAUCAGUCCUCAGGGUCUACAGGACGUCGCUGCUGCUUUGGAGAAGAACUUCACCAUUCGCUUCAUGCCUGUUCCCAUCAUUGAUGCUGCUCAGGCACUGAAGGCGAGCCCAGAGAAGACGGAGGACGCCUUACUAAAGAUGGAGCAGUACCUGCUGAGGAACCAUGAGACGCGUAAAUACCUCCAGGAGCAGGCUUACAGGCUGCAGCAGGGAAUAGUCACCACCACCACGCAACAGAUGAUGGACAUGAUGUGUGUGAAGGUGCAGGACCACCUGAACUCUCUGAGGUUCACAGAGACCGUCUCAGUCCAGGAGGACAUGAAGGUGGCAGAGAACCUCAUGAAAGAUGCCAGGAACUCCAAGACACUGCUCCGCAACCUGUACCACCUGAGGAGUGGGGGGUCCAGGGAAGCAUGUGUUGGCGCCAUUCAGGACAAACUGGAGUCGAUGGCUGGAGAGGUGUCCAGAGUGAUGGACGAACAGCUACAGACAAUGCUGGUGUCCAUGGUGGACUCUGCUGAGGGUCUGUGUCCUCAUGUGAUGAAGAGGAGCAUCCUUCGCCAGGAGCUGCUGAAGGCUGGAGGGGGGAGGAUGACCGUGCCUCGCAGCUUCGUCACCACCACGCUGCUGGAGCAGUCUGGGGUCGACAUCAUCAACAAGAUCAGUGAAGUGAAGCUGAGCAUGGCAUCGUUUCUGUCUGAUCGCAUCGUGGAUGAGAUCCUGGAGUCUCUGUCCAGAUCACAGCAUACGCUGGCCGAGCAUCUGAUCAGGAAGUCUCAGCCCCUGCUGGGUCAGGAGCCCCAGACUGAGACAGAGAUUCUGGAUGAGAUGGUUCUGCAGCCAGAAAACCACAAACAGGAACAGAAGCAAAGCCAUGAGCGGGACCAGAAACAUGCGCUGGAGGAUAUGGACACCUGCAUGAUGACUCCUAAAUCCAAGAGGAAGAGUAUUCUGGUCAGGAUGCUGCGCCCCGUCUCUGUGGCUUUUGAGAUGGAGUUUGACCUGGACAAGGCUCUGGAGGAGGUUCCUAUUCAUGUUGAGGACCCCCCUCUUCCUUCUCCUCCUUCACAGCCAUUGGACAGAAGGUCAGCCUACUAUGGAGAACUCCCUCCUCCCCCUACUCCACUGGAUACAAAUACUGUCUAUUUGGGUGAGCUGCCGGCUGUGGAGCACAAGACGCUGGAGCAUCGCACCAAACUCCGCCCAAAACCCAAGAGGACAAAACCCAGCCGACCACCUCGGGAAGCCACCGGCAGCUUGGCGCCAGAAGGUGCAGAGCAGAACAGCAUCAUGGGAAAACUGGACGAGGGUCUGGAGGACUUCUUCUCCAAGAAAGUCAUUAAACUCAACUUCAAACUUCCCACUGUGAGAGGUCCGUCUUCCAGCAUGCAGGAAGCAGCAGAUAAGAAACGUGAAUCCAGGAAGAGUGGUUUCUUUAACCUCAUAAAAUCCCGGACGUCCCGCUCAGAGAAGAGCCAUGGAGCCGCCACCAUGACUCCACCCCACCCUGCCUCCUCUACCACUGCUCCGUCUUCCUCUAUUAGCCCAGUGACUGAGGUAACAACGCCGACAUUCUCCACUCCGCCUGUGAAAAACCCUGCCACUGUGGCAGAGCCCCAUCAGGAGCUCCACAGGACUCAAUCCUCGGACCACACGGAUUCUGAGAUAGAGGCCCCUCCGAUUGCCGCUGAACCUGCUGAGGAGGAGAAGGAGAAGAAGAAUGUAGAGAAGGAGAAGAAGAAUGUAGAGAAGGAGAAUGUGGAGAAGAAGGAGAAGAAGGAGAUUCCCCACAUUCCCCGCCAUAUUGGGGUUCCUAUGAUGGGCAUGGACCUACUGGCUGAGAUGAAGGCCAGACAGGAGAGAAUGGCUGUAAAGAAGUCUGAGUCGCCGCCCGUGCCGCACAAGGUGGACGGUGACAAAGCCAAGUCAGAUGUCCAUCCUGUUGUCCCACCAGGCGCUGAUGAGUCCAGACCAGAGCCGACUCCCAGGUCAAAACCGGCCAGCGUCACCCCCAAACUGCCCCCACCCCAGUCCACCAAACCCCCACUGGGAGCCCGCAUCUCUGGGCCCCUCAGUCCUGCCAGUCCAACCAGUCCCAGGUCGAGCAGCACCUACAUCUUCGAUGACUCUGCUGAGGCUCCAGCAGGCAGCUCGUCUGCCAAAGGACCAGUUCCUGCUCCUCGCCUGAAGAGGGAGCCGUCCGAGCAGGAGAGAGAGAGCAGCAGCAGCAACCCUGCAGGACCCCUGUCUCCACAGGACGUUGAGUUUGACGUGGAUGGUGAUGCGUUCGAGCCGCCCGGUGCAGCGGUUGAACCCGGCGCCGGUGGCAGACAGUGGUCGUCUCUGAAGAGUUCAGCCAGUCCUCCAGCUGCAAAGGAGGAUGACAGAGAGCGAGCCAACUCCCUCCCCGCCUACGUGAGGCCUCCAUCUCUGGCAGACACAGAUCUCAGUCCAGCUGAAGAGGAGAUUCCAUCUCCGGCCGCUGAUCUCAAGUCUGACAACAAAUCAGAGGAUGAGUCUGACGACACUUCUUCAGUCUGAGACCACCAAGAUGUUUAUAGUGUCUCAAUCGUGCUCGACUGUCCUCUCGACACCAGAGGAACUUUAAGGAGGUCAGUCACAUACAGUCAAAAGCAGAGACAGUGGACAAUGAUUUUUUUUUUUUUUUUUUUUUACAAUUCCUAGUGAGGCACAUGUAAGCGGAGGGGGCACUGUAAAGUCUUUUCCGCAUGUCAUGCUGUUAUCAGUGUAGUUUCCUGACCUUGGAUCAGUCCCAGCUGUUCAGCCAAAUGGACGCCAUAUCAGCUCCAUUACCGUCUCUGUCAACACCUCUAAUAGGACCAUAAAGAACAGACCAGAGGUUUUAUCUGGUGCAUAGACAAUCUGGAGUUGCUUAGACAACCAGGUCCAGCUAUAAAAACCCCAGUUAGUCCAAAGCAAUAAGGAGAAUGAGUCUGACUGCCAAAGUAGGUCCAGAUUGAAGCUCUUUGGUUUUGCUGUAUUCCUGUUCUGCAGGUGAACUGUAGCUGGUUAGUGACCGCUAUCAGCAGGUCUUCUGGAGAUAUGACUCCAAAUGUUCUAAAUAAGUUUCUUAACCUGCAAACAUUCACUCCUUGUCUUGAAACAGUAAACUGUCCACAGAUUAGAAAAUGCCAAAAUUAGGAGCAGCUAAAAAUCCUGCAACUCAACAAGAAAGUGUCAAAAAGAGAGUUCAAGCUCUCGGCUGCUAUAGCUGAAGUUAACAGACUGAUUCAAACUGAAACAAAUGAGUCACUUUUUUGUUUUACCAAAACUGUCUUUUAGUUUUUAUAAUAAUAAUAAUGUCCAUGACUUCUAAUGAUUCUGACCUGACUAGUUAAAGGAACAGUGUGUAAGAUAGAGAAAUGGAAUAUAAUAUUCAUAAGUGUGUUUUCAUUAGUGUAUAAUCACCUGAAAAUAAGAAUCGUUGUGUUUUCGUUACCUUUAGAAUAAGCCGUUUAUAUCUACAUUGGGAGCGGGUCCUCUUUCACGCAGGUCGCCAUGUUGCACCGCCAUGUUUCUACAGUAGCCCAGAACGGACAAACCAAACACUGGCUCUAGAUAGGGCCUUUCACGUUUUUCGCGAGUUUUGGGGCCACCGUAGUUUCUCCUACAGAAUUGGAAGGGGAGGGUGAGGCGAGCGGUAUUCAGUUGGUUGCAAUCUGCAGUUUCACCGCUAGAUGCCACUAAAUCCUCCACACUGCUCCUUUAAAAACUUUUGAAGGUUUUGUUCCACAACAGUGAUGAUGGGAAAUGUUACCUUGAGCAUGCAUUGAAAUUGGCUUUAUUUAAAAAAUAUCCAGAUAUUAAAAUAAGCCAUAGGUUUUAUGUAUAUUAUAUAAUUGCAAAUAUUUUAUUGAUAUUGCUAGUCAGGGUUUUCCGGGGUUUAUUUUUAACGUUCUUUGUGUCAUCUGCUUCUGAGCUUUUUCUGCAGCUUUCAACUGCAUCUUAAGUUCCCAUCAGCAGAUGAAGUUUGCUCAAUUGUCAUAAUGUGACCUAAUAUACAGUAUAUACUCAUAUACAACCAACCGUUAUGUGGCGAUGAAGUGAUGACAACUCACCAAACUCCACCUGCCGAUGAAGAUUGAGAGAUGUGGUCGAAAGCUCUGGAAAAAGCUAGUACUAGGGCCUUGAGUUAAGAUUAUUUUGUCAGACUACUAUUUCCAAAAUCAAGAAUGAACUUUCACGGUCAAUAACAAAUUUUGGUUUCAGCUCUGUAAAAAUUCUUUGUCAUUCUCCCCUCAAAAGUUAAGUUACUCUUAAAACAACCAAACAUUUUUCCAAUGGGUGGAGAUUAUUCCUCUUGUUCCUGUUGCACUUUACCUUAAUUCAGGUCGUUGAAAUGAGUGUCCCUACAAAAUCCCAUUUAAUUCUACAAAGUUCUUGAAUGAAGAUCAUUGGAAUUAGAAUUGGGGUGAAAAGUCCGUCUCCAUCAGCAGAGUUUUUCAAUUGUUUUAAUAAAAUUAGAUUUAAGGACACAGUUAUAGAAAUAAAGUAAAAUUGAGCUUUUUUACAGUGUAGAAUCACAGUUGCAGAAAAAAACCUCUCGGCUGAGUAAAUGCUGCGAUCUUGUCAUGUCAGAGUUACCGUGAUUAACAGUUUGUGACUCGUAAAAAUACCGUUCGUGUCAACAUCCGAGUCCACGUAAUGACUGCAAAACUCAGAAUUUUCUGAAAGGUCUGAUAUAUCCUAACUGAUGCCUUUAUAAUGCCUGGAAAGGCAAAUAAUACAGACCCCUCACAUCAGCAAACAUCCUCCGUUCAGACCAAAUUGAAAGGAUAUGUUGCUAUAUUGUCAGCACUGUAUUUUUAAACCUCAUAGCUCCAACUUGGCAACCAUUCAGCCGGGUUUUCUGGCGACAUGAGCGUGUGCAAGUCAUAAACACAGCCACUGUCCAUCCAUGAACACAGCAGAAACCUCAGUGGGUGGAGCCACAAAGGAAAUACCUCUUUCUGUCUCCACCCACUGAGGUUUAAUUUAACCAAUGGAAUUAUUUCUGCCAAAAGCUAAAACCUGCAAUACAACACUGUAGUUUUCUUUCCACAGAAGACAUUUGGACUUGUCAACACAUUUAUUUUCUGCUUAUGUUUAUUGCCUCAGAUUUAUAUUUAACGUCUAACUCAGCUCUCAGUACUGCUGCUGUAUCCUCACCAUAACACACGGCUAAUUAUAUACUGAUUUCUGUUAAUCAUGUACUGCUGCACUUACCCAUGUAUAAUGUAUCAAUGUAAAUAUGUAAAUAUGUACUAACGUUCCUAUCUGCGUAAGGUUCUGUUCAUAAGAUAAAUGGGGUUUAUAUCAGUUUAAUAUUGUAUUAUGAGCAGAAAAUCAGAUUUAUUAUCAGUGAAACAUGCUGUUGAUGUAUGGAUUUCCAUUUAAGAUACAUGGUGAUGGUUUUCAUUUUAUUGGGAAAUAUUUUUGUUAUUUUUUAAAAAUCAGCUUUUAAAAAAAUCUGUUAGAAAUAAUGUGUUUAUUGUUUAUGUGGCAAUGGCCCUGCAAGCCUGGAAAUGUGACAUCAAGCUGUCAAAUAUUUCUGUAUUUGUAUGUUUAUACCAAUAAAUACUGUUUUACAGUUCA
Siniperca chuatsi (mandarin fish) is the source of this 7518-nucleotide messenger RNA. It is a transcript of the gene carmil1, whose product is annotated as F-actin-uncapping protein LRRC16A. Lineage: Eukaryota; Metazoa; Chordata; Actinopteri; Centrarchiformes; Sinipercidae. The record is from RefSeq and is a predicted model, not a curated record. Gene Ontology annotation, molecular function: protein binding. Bases 106 to 4464 code for a protein of 1452 amino acids. Gene Ontology annotation, cellular component: plasma membrane; lamellipodium. Gene Ontology annotation, biological process: cell migration; regulation of Arp2/3 complex-mediated actin nucleation. The transcript is spliced from 38 exons.